UUAAAUACUAAUAAAGCUCUUCUAUGCUCUCUUUUACUACGCUUUAUUCUGUUCAAAUUCGAUACUUUGUUUCCUGUGGUUGCAGAGAACGAGGAGCCUCUCUCUGUCUCUCUUUCUCUCUCUUUCUCCCUUCCUCCCUUCCUCCCUUCCUCCCUCUAAAUGCUUGCUGCAUUGUCUUGUUCUAAUACUUCAGAAUCUCUUUUCACUUCCACGCAUUAAAGUGUUGUCUCUCUCUUGAGUUGGUGGCGCUUGCUUUCAUAUUUAUGGGAGUUUGUUUCCAUGUUCUUAUACUUUCUAGUAGUAGUGUUGCAAGAGCACGUACAUAGCGCACCAGAAGAGGAAACCAAGGAAAACAAUUGCAUUUUGCCCUCUUUUCUUUAAAUUUCUCGGGUUGAUCAAUUAAGCUCUUUUCUCUGGAAUUGAGAACAACAAACGACCCUGGUCUUGUUCCUCAGCUCCAAAACAUAGAUACAUAGUGUGGAGAUUGGAGAAGGGGCUUCCAGAGCAAUGAUACUUUGCUAUUUGAAAUUCAAAGAAGUUUUGGAUCUAUAGAUAUACUUCUAAGCCGCACAGAAAUAUCAGAGAGCCUCGAGAGCUGCAUGAAGUAGAAGUUUGCGAAAAUGAGAGAUGAGAAUUCCAAGAAAAGCAAGUUGUUGACUGUUUUGUCUUUCUGUUGCGUGAUGAAGCUCUCAUGGUCAAAGAAAAUGGUCAGAAAGUUCUUUAAUAUCAAAUGCAAGACUGAGGAUUCCCAAGCCGACGGUGCUGCUUAUGGAGGAGGUGACGUGGAAUGCAGAAGUAGGAAUAGCUUCUCUGAGAGAGAGCCAUGCACAAUAAAAAAGAGCAAAACAGAGAAGUUUAGCAGAAGCACAGAUCAGGUGAGGCGAGCAAGAAUGAAUCUUGACCACCCUCGAAUUAUAGAUGUGCAGAAUUAUAGCAUUUUUGUAGCUACGUGGAAUGUAGCUGGAAGAUCUCCGCCAAGUACUUUGAAUUUAGAUGAUUGGCUUCACUCUUCAUCACCCGCAGACAUUUAUGUUCUUGGAUUUCAAGAGAUAGUUCCCUUGAAUGCUGGUAAUAUCUUAGGGGCAGAAGACAAUGGCCCUGCUAAAAAAUGGUUGGCUCUCAUCAGAAAGACUUUAAACAAUCUUCCUGGCACCAGUGGAAGUAGUGGGUGCUAUACACCAUCUCCCAUACCUCAGCCAGUUGUGGAGCUGAAUGCAGAUUUUGAAGGGUCAGCUAGGCAGAAGAAUUCAUCUUUCUUCCAUAGGCGAUCAUUCCAGACAACUUCUAGUGGUUGGGGAAUGGACAAUGAUCCUUCAGUUGGACAACCGCGGCUGGAUAGAAGAUACAGCGUCUGUGAUCGUGUAAUUUUUGGUCACAGGCCAAGUGACUUUGAUCCCAGUUUUAGAUGGGGCUACAGGCCUAGUGACUAUUCCAGGGCAAGUGACUACUCAAGACCAAGUGACUACUCAAGAUGGGGUUCAUCAGACGAUGACAAUGGCCUUGGGGAUUCACCAAGUACAGUCUUAUUUUCCCCAAUGUCCCGUGGUGGAGGUGGACCUUCCUUUAAUGAAGAGGGAUAUGCCAUGCCAGGUCAUUCAAGGUACUGCCUUGUUGCUAGUAAGCAAAUGGUGGGAAUAUAUCUUACAAUAUGGGUGAGAAGUGAACUGAAAGAUCAUGUUCAAAAUAUGAAAGUGUCUUGUGUUGGCAGAGGAUUGAUGGGUUAUCUGGGAAACAAGGGAUCCAUCUCAAUUAGUAUGUCUUUGCAUGAAACAAGCUUUUGCUUUAUCUGUAGCCAUUUAACCUCAGGACAGAAAGAGGGUGAUGAACUAAGAAGAAAUUCUGAUGUUAUGGAGAUUCUUAAAAAGACAAGGUUUCCUCGUGUUCAAGGUGUGGACAAUGAUAAGUCUCCACAGACAAUCCUCGAUCAUGAUCGAAUUAUAUGGCUUGGAGAUUUGAACUACCGGAUUGCCCUCUCCUACCGUUCUGCUAAGGCACUUGUUGAGAUGCAAAACUGGAGAGCAUUAUUAGAGAAUGAUCAAUUAAGAAUAGAGCAGAAAAGAGGUCGUGUGUUUCUGGGGUGGAAUGAGGGGAAGAUAUAUUUUCCUCCAACGUACAAGUAUUCAACUAAUUCAGAUAGAUAUGCUGGAGAUGAUAUGCACCCCAAAGAAAAAAGGAGAACCCCUGCUUGGUGUGACCGUAUUUUGUGGUAUGGAGAAGGUCUACAUCAGUUAUCGUAUGUCCGUGGUGAAUCAAAGUUUUCAGAUCACAGACCUGUCUAUGGCAUAUUUUGGGCUGAGGUUGAGUCAGCUCAUGGUAGAUUGAAGAAAACUAUGAGUUGUUCUCGUUCCAGAAUUGAGGUGGAGGAACUUCUGCCAUAUUCCGGUGGAUAUACUGAACUGAGUUUUUUCUAAGGAAUUUGGGAUGUGAGACGUGUCCUUCCACAUUCAGCAGCAAUUGGUCCCCCAUUACCAUGCUGGAAUUACUUUGAAGAAAACUCAUUCAUGGAGGGAGAUAGGGACAACCCAUUUCCCACAUACCGAAAAAGUUUAUAAUCUGUAGUUUUGGUGCUACAGUCAUGCUUUGCCUAACACAUGAUCAGUACAGUACAUCAUCAUAAUCUUGGUAGCUACUCAUCCACCACCUUCGGUAAUGUGCAUAUUUUGAUACCCAACUAACAAACACUCAACCUUCCAGUGUCUCACCAUACUUUGAUCGUUAACGGACCUUCACAGUCAUCAGGAAGUUGAUUUUUUUAUUCAAGAUUUUUUAAUUGUUUCUGGAGAAUAUAUAUGAUGACUGGAUGAAGGUGGAAGGCUUGUCAGAAUAAUCAAUUGGGCACUAACAUUUUUUUAAUGCGAAGAAAAGAAACUGAGUUUAUUUUUUAUUUCCCUUUUUGAUCCUGAGAAAAAUGAGAGUUUGAUGUAUAGUGGUUGGCUAUGUACUUGAGGAAAAAUACGAACAAACAAAAAAUGAUUGAUGUUCAUUAUAGAAUUCGAGAGCCUCUCUUGCUCAGUCCAUUAUUGAAAUUUUACUGAUAAA
Messenger RNA from Vigna umbellata (rice bean), 3039 nucleotides. Lineage: Eukaryota; Viridiplantae; Streptophyta; Magnoliopsida; Fabales; Fabaceae. The record is from RefSeq and is a predicted model, not a curated record.